This is a messenger RNA of Schizophyllum commune H4-8, 2450 nucleotides long. Its product is annotated as DUF537-domain-containing protein. Lineage: Eukaryota; Fungi; Basidiomycota; Agaricomycetes; Agaricales; Schizophyllaceae. Gene Ontology annotation, molecular function: mRNA base-pairing post-transcriptional repressor activity; CCR4-NOT complex binding; RNA nuclease activity. Gene Ontology annotation, cellular component: cytoplasm; peroxisome. Bases 92 to 2215 code for a protein of 707 amino acids. The record is from RefSeq and is a predicted model, not a curated record. Gene Ontology annotation, biological process: post-transcriptional gene silencing. The transcript has 4 exons.
CAAAAUACUCGAAUAUAAUGCCGUGCUUGGGGCCAUUCGCCGAAGCAGAACCGAAAGGGACUGAAUAGGUCACUUCUCUGCUUCUGCUCUCAUGUCACGUACACCUGUAGGUAUAUUCUGGGAUUACGAGAACUGUCACUUCACGGGAGGCUGCUCUGGCUUCGACAUCGCGAAGAACAUUGAGCGCGUCGCACUCCCUCAUGGGAGCGUUACAGCAUUCAAUGCCUACUUGGACCCGCAGCUGUGCACGAUAUCCAACAACUUGCGCUCGGAGCUUCAGUCGUCGGGCGUUGCGCUAAUUGACUGCCCUCACAAUGGGCAGAAGAAUGCGGUCGAUCAGAUGCUGCAGACGGACAUACUGCUCUUCGCCCUCGAUAACCCUGCCCCAGCAACCCUCGUCCUCAUCUCUGGCGACCGUGACUUCGCCUACACGGCGGCUGUCCUCCGCCGUCGACACUACAAUGUCAUUCUCAUCUGCCGCUCGCAGCCUGGCCCGCACCGAAGCCUGCUGUCCCAAGUGGCUUCGCACGUCGAUUGGGCCACGGAGAUACUGGGCUUCAACGAGCCUGAGUACGAUGUCAGGCGCCGUCCACCGAUGCAGUCGCCUGCUUCGCCAUCCUCGGGAGGCCCACGGCAUGUGCAAUCGCCAUCCAUGAGCGCGCGCAACCUCGAAAGACAGGACGUAACACCAUCAACACCGGGUCCAGAUCAGGCUUCGCCACGAAGGGAUCGGUAUUCCAGAAGUGCUUUUCCUGCAGUAGUCUCUGCGGAGGUUACGUCUGUUCAGCCAUCAAGAUACCAAUCCCCCUCCAAGCCCGACAUCAGGUCGGCGAAUCCACCGUCGAUGGACCCAGAGCCUGCGACGAGGAAGCAGACGCUGCUGCCUUCGGUUCUGUCACCCUCGGAAACGCCUGCAGUCCGACUGGCAGGGACCUCCAGAGCUGCGCCCGCUGCUCGAGUACCAUUGGCCAGUGCAGUCGAUAUCCCCUCACACUCUCUCGGCACUUCAGCCAUACCAGCAUCGGCGAUACCUUCGGAGCCAACUUUACCACCACCGCCACCACCAGUCCUUCCUGCCGCUCCUUCACAAUCACCGCACCUACGGUUCGAGCCUCUCAUUCGAAUCUUGCGCGCCUACUUUGAAGAAGGCGAACCUUUCCCAAAGGUGUCCGCAGUGGGUAUCAAGCUUAUAGGAAUCGAUGUCAAUGCCUGUGCGAAGGCUGGUGCGAACAACUUCAAGGAAUACUGCUCGAUGGCGGCUGCCCAAGGCAUCGUGCUGUUAGACGGGGAUGGCGCCAAGGAGUGGAUAUCCCUGUCCGGUCUAUAUACAGCCGCAGCUGAAGAUGAGGAGAAUGCACCAGAGAUCCCCUCGCCGGAGACUUCCGCCAAGUUGGGAGCAGGAGGACCUGUGCCGUUGUAUGAUUUACCCUCAGCCGCCUCGACACCAUCCGCAUCUUCCACCUCCAUCCCUUCCACUCUUUCGUCCGACACAGUUGCGGCUGCCGCGGCGACAGCAAAUGCUUCAGACCUCGACGAUGCAGUCGAAGGCGCAGAAGGCAUCAUGCAGGGCGGUCCCGCAACCUCUCCCGCAGUACAGCAGGGGCAAUUUGCGUCAUCCCCCUCGUUCUCCGCAUCGAACAACGCGCCUCCAAUGUCGGCCAACUCGCCCACUUUCCCUGCUCAUUUCCAGUCGCUGAUGGACGUCAUGCGCUCGCUCUACGCUGCGGGCAGCUCACGCCCGCGUCGCAAAGAACUCAGCGGCCGACUACUUCGCGCCGAUAAGGACGUCUACCAGAAGGCCGGGCUGCAGAGCUUCAAGAACUACAUCGCCGCAGCCACCGCCGCGGGCCUCGUCGUCCCCGGCGGCUCGGGCUCGGAAGCGUACGUCGAGCUGACGCCAGCCUACGCGGAGGAGGCGGAGGCGAUCGAAUUACCACCGGUCGACGACCCAUCGCUGCCGCCGCAGUUUGUACCGCUCGUGCAGCUGCUGCAGGCGCAGUUGAGGGCAGGGUAUACGAAGUCGAAUCGGCAGGUGGUGAAUACGAUACUUCGCAAGCGACAUCCGACGUUGUAUGGGAAGUUGUCGAAGGACUGCAAGGACUUUUCCGACUAUGUGUACCGAGCGAGGCGCGCGAAUAUCAUCACCACGGGCGGUGGUGAGGGAGACGAAUCGCCCUGGAUCAUGUUGGACAACAGGUGGAAGGCGAAUAUCUGAACCUCUUCCACCUGAUAUCGCUGUACUUAUCGUCUAUCUAUCCUCGCAAGUGUUGUACACGUAUGUAGCUUGGACCAUCUGCUCAACGAGAGGUCCGUCGUAUAGAAUAUCUGCCGUUCGAGCGCUCGCACAGGACGUCCUGGUCUACGAGGUGCUCGAGCGUCUGUUCGACCUGCCAGCUGUGUAGAUAUCGCCACCGGUCGUCUCGCUGCAUGAGCGCGAUGACGGACUCCUU